AUGGCGGAAAUCGCGAAAGAUUGGGAUAAUCUCCCCAAAGAGCACAAGCUCUCGCAGUUCGCGGCAGCUCUGCCGGAGAUCUUGGAGAAGACGGGGUAUGCGGAGAUGUAUGGUGUAGAAUUGGUUGCGCCAAAGGAUGAGUGAGUGAUACUCGAGCACUUUUCGAGACACGAUUCAAUGUCUGACAAUGGCACAGAGCGCCAGCACCGCACACAACGCUUCUCAUCCUCCAGAAAUUCCUCCGAGCCAACGUCGACGAUCUCGAGAAAGCGAAGACCCAACUGACCGAAGCACUGCAAUGGCGGAAAGAAUACCAACCUCUGAAAGUGAAAGACGAGAGCUUUGACGGCGACAAGUUUGGAGGUCUCGGAUACGUGACGAAGGUCAAGGGAGUCAAGGGCUCGCCGAAUGAAGAAGAUGUUGUGACCUGGAAUAUCUACGGAGCUGCGACCAAGGACGUGAAGAAGACAUUCGGAGACGUCGAUGCGUAGGUGUUCAAGCCUUGCUGGUGCGGGAGAGGAGAGCUGACGACAGCCUCAAGUUUCGUGAGAUGGCGAGUUGGCUUACAAGAGAUUGCCAUCUCUCAUCUAAACCUCAACGAGGCGACCAAGACCAUCCCCGACUACGGCAAAGGUCCUGAUCCGUACAGAACGAUCAACGUACACGACUACCUCUCCGUAUCCUUCCUACGGAGGCCUGCGGAGAUCAAGAACUCGUCUUCAAAGAUUGUGCAGACAUUCCAACAGUGAGCUCAGCAAGAUUCGAGGCACGGACGCUUUCGCUGAUCACAUUCAGAUACUACCCCGAGACUGUGUCUUCAAAGUUCUUCGUCAACGUACCCAUCGUCAUGCAAUGGAUGAUGGGCGCCAUGAAGGCCCUGAUGUCUAGCGACAGCAUUCAGAGCAUGACCUGGAUGACUUACGGCUCGGAGCUGCACAACUACCUAAGCAGCGACAUCCCAAAAGACUAUGGUGGCACUGCGGCGCCACUGAAAGACGCUGGUCUGGAACCGAAAUAUGCUGCGGUCGAGCAGAAGACUCAGAACCCCACCGUCGCACCAACUGAGGCCGUGGCCUCUGGAACGGCUCCUCCGGCCACUGGAUAG
Lecanosticta acicola is the source of this 1105-nucleotide messenger RNA. The record is from the annotation of a GenBank genome assembly. Lineage: Eukaryota; Fungi; Ascomycota; Dothideomycetes; Mycosphaerellales; Mycosphaerellaceae.